Molecule: messenger RNA, 243 nt
Organism: Penicillium hordei
Lineage: Eukaryota; Fungi; Ascomycota; Eurotiomycetes; Eurotiales; Aspergillaceae
Exons: 1
Coding region: 1-243 (80 amino acids)
Source: RefSeq, a predicted model, not a curated record
AUGACUCCUGCCUCGAUCCACAGAGCUCAUAGCUUUGCUCUUGAGUCUAUUCAGCCCACUGAACUCGUGGCCAAUACACGACUGCGCAACGAAGUGCAAACCGGUGCAGCUAAAUUGCAGCUGCUAGGGUCGCUCCUUGACCCAGUGUUCCAUCACCGUGGUACUGCAGAUGUUGCAACGCCGGCCUUCAUUUCCAAGAUGGCACGCCCAGGAGACCUGGUCGUGGUGCAUAGCAAAGCAUAA